Molecule: messenger RNA, 5057 nt
Organism: Labrus bergylta (ballan wrasse)
Lineage: Eukaryota; Metazoa; Chordata; Actinopteri; Labriformes; Labridae
Source: RefSeq, a predicted model, not a curated record
CGCCUGUGCGCCGAGACAAGGAAACAAGCCGACAGGUGUUUUUUUUUUUUUUUUUUUUUUGUAUAUUUGAUUUUGAAUGACAUUGGACCUGGACACACUGGACCGUAAUCAUGCUUGGAGCGGAGAGCAGGCUGGAGAGCCGGCUGAAGAAGCUGGAGUCCCUGAUGAAGACUCCACAGUCACCUCUCAACUUUGAAACACUGCUGGAUUCCAUGACUGCAUUGGCUCAUGACUUGAACUAUCCUGCCCUGAGGAAAAACAAAAGCAUCGAGGCCUUUCUGAGCCGAUAUGAAAAGGCGGUGAGUCAGCUGCGGGAGCUGCAGGUGAAGCUCGACGACUUCGAAAGAGUGAAGUUGAUCGGGAGAGGAGCGUACGGAGAAGUGCAGCUGGUCCGUCACAAGGCCUCCCAGAAGGUUUACGCCAUGAAGCAGCUCAACAAGUUUGAGAUGAUCAAGCGGUCAGACUCGGCCUUCUUCUGGGAGGAGAGACACAUCAUGGCCUUCUCCAACAGUCCCUGGGUUGUCCAGCUGUGCUGUGCUUUCCAAGAUGACCGCCACCUCUACAUGGUGAUGGAGUACAUGCCGGGGGGCGACCUGGUGACGCUCACCAUGAACUACGACAUACCUGAGAAGUGGGCUCGCUUCUACACGGCUGAGGUCGUGCUGGCGCUGGACGCCAUCCACUCCAUGGGCUUCAUCCACCGUGACAUCAAACCUGACAACAUGCUGCUGGACCAAAACGGACACCUGAAGCUGGCAGAUUUCGGCACCUGCAUGAAGAUGGACUCGACGGGUAUGGUGCACUGUGACACAGCUGUAGGCACACCGGACUACAUCUCCCCUGAGGUGCUGCAGUCUCAGGGUGGUAACGGUAUCUACGGCAGAGAGUGCGACUGGUGGUCUGUUGGAGUCUUUAUCUUCGAGUUGUUUGUCGGUGAGACUCCUUUCUACGCAGAGUCCCUGGUUGGAACUUACGGGAAGAUCAUGAACCACAAGAACAUGCUGGUCUUCCCCGAUGAUGUGGAGAUGUCUCAGAAUGCCAAAGACCUCAUCUGUGCCUUUCUCACUGACAGGAAAGUUCGCCUGGGCCGCACAGGAGUGGAUGAAAUUAAAAGUCACCCUUUCUUCAAGAACAACCAGUGGACCUUUGACAACAUCAGAGAGACUGUGGCUCCAGUCGUGCCGGAGCUGAAUGGUGACAUAGACACCAGUAACUUUGACCACAUAGAGGAGGACAAACGAGAUGUUGAGACCUUCACUCCACCCAGAGCCUUUGUGGGCAACCAGCUUCCAUUCAUUGGCUUCACUUACUUCAAAGAGGAUCAGCUGCUGAAGGGAGACAACAACAGCUCUGUGCAGGAUUCAGAGGACAGUAAGGAAAGCUCUGAGGAUAAAGAGUCCUGCUCGGAGAGUAAGAAAGAACUGCAGAAAACGCUCAAUCAGCUGGAGGAGAAGCUCGAACAUGAGAUGCAGGCCAAGGAUGAGCUGGAGCAGAAGUGCAACAAUGCCACCAACCGUUUAGACAAGCUGGUCAAAGAAUUAGACAAGGAGAUGAGCUGCAGGCAGAAAGUGGAGGCCUCGCUCAGGCAGCUGGAGAGAGAGCGAGCUCUGCUGCAGCACCAGAGCGCCGACCAACUGCGCAAGGUGGAGAUCGAAAGUGACAGAAAGCGCGGCCUGGAGAAUGAAUUAAACAACCUGAGGGACCAGCUAGAGGAUCUCAGGAAGAAGAACCAUAACUCUCAGAUCUCCAAUGAGAAGAACAUCCAGCUGCAGAAACAACUUGAGGAGGCCAGCGCCGUGCUGCAGGCCGAGCAGGAGGCGGCGGUGCGGCUGAAGAAGAGUCAGGCAGAGGCGCAGAAACAGACUCAGAGCCUGGAGGUCAGCCUCAGGGAGAUGCAGGAGAAGAGCAGGCAGCUUGAAAACGGCAAGAUGGAGCUGGAGAAGCAGCUGAGGGGGCUGCAGGCCGAGCUGGAGGAGGAGAGGAGAAAUCGUAGCCUCGGGACAGAAACUAUUACAGACCUGCAGGGACGGAUCUCAGGCCUGGAAGAAGAGGUGAAAGAGGUGAAGGCUUCUCUCUCCGAGAUCGAGAGUGAAAAGAAGCAGCUGCAGGAGAAGCUCACUGACCUCGAGAAGGAGAAGAGCAACCAAGAGAUCAACUUGACGUUCAAGCUGAAGACGCUGCAGCAGAGUCUGGAGCAGGAGGAGGCAGAACACAAGGCCACCAAAGCCAAGCUGGCAGAUAAAAACAACAUAAACCAGUCCAUCGAGGAGGAAAAAUCGGAGGCUUUAAAAAAGAUGGAGAGCACCCUGCAAGAGGAGCACAGCUUGAAGCUGCAGGUGGAGGGAAAGCUGCUGCAGCUAGAGAAGGAUUACUCCAUGCUGGACUGUGACUACAAGCAGGCGCAGCACAAACUGGACGACCUGCUGGCACAGAAGGAGAAACUUUCUGAAGAGGUUAGGAUCCUGAGCUUGCGUCUGGAGCAGGAGAUCCACAAGCGCGGUCUGAGCCAGAGCGAGCUGAAGAUGCAAAACCAGCAGGUGUCGGUUCUCCGCUCCUCAGAGAAACAGCUCAAACAGGAGCUCAACCACCUGCUGGACCUGAAGCCGGUCCUGGAGAAACAGAACCAAGAGCUACGCAGGGAGAAGCAGGAGGCGGGCGGCCAGCUGAAGGAAUUGAAGGACCAACUGGAGGCAGAGCAGUAUUUCACGACCCUUUACAAGACGCAAAUAAGAGAGCUGAAGGACGAGUGUGAAGAGAAGAACAAGCUGUGCAAAGAUAAGCAGCAACGCCUGGCAGAAUAUGAGGAGGAGAGGGACUCCCUUACAAACCAGCUGGAGGCCAGUUUGACCAAAGCGGACUCUGAGCAGCUGGCUCGCUCCAUCGCUGAGGAGCAGUACUCGGAUCUGGAGAAGGAGAAGAUAAUGAAGGAGCUGGAGAUCAAAGACAUGAUGGCGAGACACAAACAGGAGCUCAGUGACAAAGAAGCCACCAUCAGCUCGCUGGAGGAAUCCAAUCGCACUCUGACGGUGGAUGUGGCCAACCUAGCCAGCGAGAAAGAGGAGCUGAACAACCAGCUGAAAGACAUGCAGCAGCAGUUCCAGCAAGCCAAAGAGGAGGAGAAGAAGAUGAACAUGCUCAAAGUGAGCUUUGAAAAACAACUGCAGAAUGAAAGGACACUAAAAAUUCAGGCUAUCAACAAGCUGCAUGAGGUGAUGAACAGAAGGGAGACGAUACGAGGAGGCCCCCGGGGCCCUGACAACGAGGUGCACAGGAAGGAAAAGGAGAACAGGAAGCUGCAGCUGGAGCUGAGAGCGGAGAAGGAGAAGCUCAACAGCACCAUCAUCAAAUAUCAGAGAGAGAUGACGGAUAUGCAGGCGAUGAUAGCGGAGGAGAACCAGGUGCGCCUGGAGCUUCAGAUGGCGUUGGACAGUAAAGACAGCGACAUCGAGCAGCUUCGUUGCCAGAUCACCUCUCUCAGCGUUCACUCUCUGGACUCCACCAGCAUCAGCAGCGGCAACGAGCUGGACUCUGGUGAAGGAUACCCAGACUCUAGGCUAGAAGGCUGGAUUUCACUUCCCACUAAGAUGACAAAGCGCUUUGGCUGGGACAAAAAAUAUGUAGUUGUGAGCAGUAAGAAGAUCCUGUUCUACAACAGCGAGCUGGACCGAGAGCAGGCCAACCCUUUUAUGACCCUGGAGAUCGACAAACUGUUUCAUGCCCGACCUGUCACUCACACUGAUGUGUACCGUGCAGACCCCAAAGAGAUUCCAAGGAUAUUUCAGAUCCUGUAUGCCAAUGAAGGGGAGAGUAAGCGUGACCAGGAGGUUGUAGUGGAGCCGAUGCCGUUUGGGGAGCGUCCCUCUUACAUCAGUCACAAGGGCCACGAGUUCAUCCUCACGCUCUACCACUUCCCCUCGAGCUGUGAGGCCUGCACUCGGCCCCUGUGGCACGUUUUCAAGCCCCCGCCAGCCCUUGAGUGCCGCCGCUGCCAUACCAAGUGCCACAAAGACCACCUAGACAAAAAGGAGGAAGUUAUUGUGCCCUGCAAAGUGAACUACGACAUGUCCACAGCCAAAGAGCUGCUCCUGCUGGCCAACUCUCAGGCGGAGCAGCAGCGCUGGGUUAGUCACCUACUCAAACGAAUCCCACGGAAACACCCGACCAUGAGUCCUCCCUCAGCAGCCCCAAGCACCCCUCCUGAAGCAUCACGCCCAUCUCCACGGAACUCCCCUCGACCUUCACCCAGGGGUUCACCUCACAUGUCGACCCACCGUGGAGCCAUUAAGAUCCAGUCCACCAGACAGCCAUCAGGGAAGGGCAGCACUGGCCCCAUGCUCCGUAUCAUCCUCCACUGACCUCCUCACCUCUGACCCCACCUUUCUAACGUCUCUCAUGCUGGGAGGCUUUAACCCUGGCUGAUCAAAGAUGUGCAUUUUCAUCUUUGUGGAUUCACAGCGGCAGUCUGGAGGCAGUGUCUACACGUGUUGUUUCUUCAGGGAAGUAGACUGAAAAAGUGCUAAUCACAGAAACUGGCUGCCGUAAUGAGAACGAGACUGUCUUUGUUAUUUUAACAAGAGGGAAGAUGAGCAGUAUACAGAUUUGAGGGAGAUUUCAUUUUCAUCUUCAACAAUAAAAAAACAGUAGAACCUCAGCCCAACACGCGGUGAUUAAAGCUGCCUAAUUUUAAUAUCACAAAAACAUGGACAUUUUAUUCAGCCAGCUGCAGUGACUCACAUGGAUUUGUGUUUGUGAGGUGUUAGCAUGUGUGUGAACAUUUGUAUAUAGGAUUAAGAGGUCUGUCUGUGUAUUGUAACACGGACAGUUCAGCUCAUAGUAUUUGAUUGUAUUAUUUGAAUUGAUAUAAGUCAACAGCACAUUAUACAGUAUAUGCUUGUUUUUGUAAAUGAACACAGUUAUACUGAAUGGAGGAAUUGACACCAUUAUGACUGUUGAUAAAGUAGAUCCAUCAGAUGUAAAGUAGAAACAAGUAAGAUGAACAGGAACUGUGUUUUCUUUCACCAUUCAUGACAAAUCAAAUAAACUCUGUUACCCCAUAA